This is a messenger RNA of Hyposmocoma kahamanoa, 942 nucleotides long. RefSeq lists its product as uncharacterized. Lineage: Eukaryota; Metazoa; Arthropoda; Insecta; Lepidoptera; Cosmopterigidae. The transcript has 2 exons. The coding region runs from base 73 to 942 and encodes 289 amino acids. The record is from RefSeq and is a predicted model, not a curated record.
GAAACCGCCGAAACUCCGAGGCAAUAACAACUAAUUUACGUGGGCUGGCUCCAAAGCGUUUAGCUAAAAGCCAUGGCGUUUGUUGUUAGGGUGUUCUUCUUAUCCGCAUUAGCGUAUACAGCAAGAGCUGGAGUUUUACAUGGUGAUUCAUAUUCACCAUCUAUAAGUGCUCCGCCGACCUCAUACAGCGCAUCAGCGGGUCAUUACAGUCCAUCUGCGCCGUCGCCCACGAUUGAUACAACGCACAUCCACAGCUCUCCACUGGGUAAUUUAGGAGGACACGGUGGUGCACACCUGUCGGCGUCAAGCUACUCCGGAUCUGCGAUCGGCGGCCCUGCACUUUCAGGCCCGAGUUACUCUGGAGCUGGCUCAUCAUACGAUGAAGGCGGUCCCGGCUUGCCCCUCGACGAUACUCACUCACCUGGAGCCGGGUCAGAUUACGGUGGCGGCGGUGCGGCCCUUGGAUCACCGCGAGUUAUCGGUUCCUCUGUAAGCGUUGGCCGUCCUAUUGCUGCAGCCUCUAGAUACGAGCUCCAGUCCGUCGUCCAGGAUGUCAUCCGUCGUAUACCAAUCGAAGUGACCCGACACGUAAAGGUCGCCGUACCUGUGCCAAAGCCCUACCCCGUACGUCAGGAAGUAAAAGUGCCAGUGCCUCAACCCUACCCCGUUCACGUCGAUGUCGUGAAGCAUGUACCUUACGAUGUGUACAAGACGCAACAUGUUGAAGUCGAGAGGCCAGUACCUUACGAAGUAAUCAAGAAAGUUCCAUUCGAGGUGAUCAGGAAAGUGCACAUACCCGUUGAAAAACCUUAUGAAGUCAUCAAGAAGGUCCAUGUACCAAUAGAAAAGAUAAUAGAAGUACCCGUGGCUAUAUGGAAGCCAUACCCCAUCCAUAUCAUCAAGCACGUGACCCACUACAAGAAGAAGAAAUGCUGCUGGUGA